This is a messenger RNA of Macaca mulatta (Rhesus monkey), 1552 nucleotides long. RefSeq names its product carboxypeptidase E (gene CPE). The record is from RefSeq and is marked provisional. NCBI's taxonomy places the organism in Eukaryota, Metazoa, Chordata, Mammalia, Primates, Cercopithecidae. Gene Ontology annotation, biological process: protein processing; peptide metabolic process. Gene Ontology annotation, molecular function: zinc ion binding; metallocarboxypeptidase activity.
CCGCCCGCGUAGGAAGGCACGGCCGGCGGCGGCGGAGCGCAGUGAUGGCUGGGCGAGGGGGCCGCGCGCUGCUGGCUCUGUGCGGGGCACUGGCUGCCUGCGGGUGGCUCCUGGGCGCCGAAGCCCAGGAGCCCGGGGCUCCCGCGGCCGGCAUGAGGCGGCGCCGGCGGCUGCAGCAGGAGGACGGCAUCUCCUUCGAGUACCACCGCUACCCCGAGCUGCGCGAGGCGCUCGUGUCCGUGUGGCUGCAGUGCACCGCCAUCAGCAGGAUUUACACGGUGGGGCGCAGCUUCGAGGGCCGGGAGCUCCUGGUCAUCGAGCUAUCCGACAACCCUGGCGUCCAUGAGCCUGGUGAGCCUGAAUUUAAAUACAUUGGGAAUAUGCAUGGGAAUGAGGCUGUUGGACGGGAACUGCUCAUUUUCUUGGCACAGUACCUAUGCAAUGAAUACCAGAAGGGGAACGAGACAAUUGUCAACCUGAUCCACAGUACCCGCAUUCAUAUCAUGCCUUCCCUGAACCCAGAUGGCUUUGAGAAGGCAGCGUCUCAGCCUGGUGAACUCAAAGACUGGUUUGUGGGUCGAAGCAAUGCCCAGGGAAUAGAUCUGAACCGGAACUUUCCAGACCUGGAUAGGAUAGUGUACGUGAAUGAGAAAGAAGGUGGUCCAAAUAAUCAUCUGUUGAAAAAUAUGAAGAAAAUUGUGGAUCAAAACACAAAGCUUGCUCCUGAGACCAAGGCUGUCAUUCAUUGGAUUAUGGAUAUUCCUUUUGUGCUCUCUGCCAAUCUCCAUGGAGGAGACCUUGUGGCCAAUUAUCCAUAUGAUGAGACACGGAGUGGUAGUGCUCAUGAAUACAGCUCCUCCCCAGAUGACGCCAUUUUCCAAAGCUUGGCCCGGGCAUACUCUUCUUUCAACCCAGCCAUGUCUAACCCCAAUCGGCCACCAUGUCGCAAGAAUGAUGAUGACAGCAGCUUUGUAGAUGGAACCACCAAUGGUGGUGCUUGGUACAGUGUACCUGGAGGGAUGCAAGACUUCAAUUACCUUAGCAGCAACUGUUUUGAGAUCACUGUGGAGCUUAGCUGUGAGAAGUUCCCACCUGAAGAGACUCUGAAGACCUACUGGGAGGAUAACAAAAACUCCCUCAUUAGCUACCUUGAGCAGAUACACCGAGGAGUCAAAGGAUUUGUCCGAGAUCUUCAAGGUAACCCAAUUGCCAAUGCCACCAUCUCCGUGGAAGGAAUAGACCACGAUGUUACAUCCGCAAAGGAUGGUGAUUACUGGAGAUUGCUUAUACCUGGAAACUAUAAACUUACAGCCUCAGCUCCAGGCUAUCUGGCAAUAACAAAGAAAGUGGCAGUUCCUUACAGCCCUGCUGUUGGGGUUGAUUUUGAACUGGAGUCAUUUUCUGAAAGGAAAGAAGAAGAGAAGGAAGAAUUGAUGGAAUGGUGGAAAAUGAUGUCAGAAACUUUAAAUUUUUAAAAAGGCUUCUAGCUAGCUGCUUUAAAUCUAUCUAUAUAAUGUAGUAUGAUGUAAUGUGGUCUUUUUUUUAGAUUUUG